AAAUUUUGAACAGAUGGUUUGUGCAGAAGUAGAAGUACGACGGAGGGGCUACAGUUAAGUAGAAUAUCGCUGUGUUUGAAUCGACUUGUAUUGUCAGUGUACACAAAGUAGAGAGCAGCACUGUUGGAAUAGUCAGGUAUUCAACCUUUUCUUGCCGUGCGGAUAAACCGCCAAAAAUGGAUCCCUUUACCGAGAAACUCUUGGAGCGGACUCGGGCUCGCAGAGAAAACCUCCAGAAAAAAAUGGCCGAGAGACCAAAUGUCAACAACAAGCAAAUGGCCAAAAGGCCCAGAGAGCCAUUGGCAGACACAAAUAGUUUACUGAGUGAGCCAGUUGCUGACAAAGCUCCCCAGCCAUCCUCCAAACCAUCUCCAUCAAAGCGGCUAUGCUCAGGAGAGAAACUCAUACCUGCAGCUGGAGAGGAGAACCAAGAGCCACAGACUCUGCCUGUGGUGCCAAUGCUCACAGAUCCUCCGACAGACAAGAAACCUCCAGUGGGGCCAAGCAGUAGACAUUCUUCCCUGGAGCGGGCUGUCAAACAACUCGCCCCUCAGCCGGGGCAUGUGAAUAACGUGGAGCCGCAGCCAGAGAUGACGCCUGUCCCUUCUACUCCUAAAAAUCAGGCCCAAAAAGUCGAAAAGAUAACGCCUGCCACUCCGGUUCCUGACACUUGCAAAGAUGACGAAGUAGAAGUGUCAGCUUCCAGACCUGCUGGCAUGAGGUCACGCCUACACAUGCUCGCUGAACAAAGAAAAUGUUGGGAUGGUACUGCUGACGCCGUUCCAGACUGUGCUCCACUGUCCGUGCAAAAGAGACAACCAGAUGUUGCAGCGGCUGCUGAGACCUCCGCACCCUCAGGAACUCCCCUAGGAAGAAAAGGCAGGCUGGCCAACCUUGCCGCCACAAUUGGAUCUUGGGAAGAUGACCUGAGUCAUGCUAAUAUCCCUAAAGCGAAUGCUAAAGAAAAGCCGCAUGUGACAGUUCCCAAGUCGGUGGCUGGCAACAUAAAUUCAAGUGCUGCUCAAAGCCAGUCAGCAUCAAGCAGCAAAUUCACACCUGGCAUUAAUAAGGGGGUUUUCCCAAGCCCUAAAAAAAUGGACACACCUGCCGCCAAAACGACAGUCCAUACGGAAAUUCCCAACCAGGUACUGACCUUCAACUCGAGCUCACAGAAGAGCAACAGCCAGAGCACGGCUGUCCCGUCCAGUCCUCAAAAAAGCAGCACACCCUCCACAUCGUCUGUGCCACAGAGCCCUCUGAAGAGUCACGUCCUGUCUAGGGGUUUAAACUACACUUCAAGCCCUCAAAAACCAGAGCUCUGUGCCAAGCCUGCAAUUGUUGGCCCUUCAGCUUCCCAGAAACCCUCUACUCCGGCAGGUCCAAGUGUCAAGUCAUCACUGGAACGUUUUGCAGAGAGAUGCCAGGAGCGCACCAACCAGUGUUCUCCAGCAGGGGUCAGCACGAAGACUCCCACUGUGACCUCGGUGGUCACACCAAACACCAGACUGGUUCAGGAGAAACUCAGAGCAGCCCACGCGGCAAACACGUCCACCGCUGAUCUCACUCAAAAACAGAAGAUGGAACGCGAGUCCGAGCUGGCUAAGAUUCGCAGUUGCUUCCAGAAUGGGAACAAUAUGUGGAAGAACAGAAACGAAGCAACGGACACCAAGAAGAACUUGGACGUCAAGGAAAAGACUGAUAAGUCAGUGGAGAAGGAAACGCCAUCAAUUGAGAAACAGGAUGAGGCCACAACCCUGUCCAGUGAAAACCUUGAUGAAGCCUCAACGCCAUCCAAUGAGGAAGUAGAAGAAGCUACGACUUCGUCCUACGUACCCACAACAUGCCAUACGCUAGCAGGUAACCUGCUGACGGCUUCACCGCCAGCACUGACAUCCAGCCCGCUCAGGAUGACUCGGCACAACGAAAAGAAAGCAGCCGAAGAAUCACCAAAGAAAGACGAGGAGGUCGUCACGGAGAGAGAGAUGAACGUCGACCACUCCAUCACCUCCGAAGUCAUCAACGAGCUUUUUGACGGCGUCCUGGAGCAGAGCGAGGAAGAGGAAGAGGAUGAGGAGGAAGAUGCACUCAAUAUCUCCUCCAUGUCCCUGCUCACUCCACUGGCAGAGACCAUGGCUGCGGUGGUGAAGAGUCCAGAGAAGAGAAUGAUGACGUCAACUCCAGCUAGCUCCUUCAUCGUAAAGUCCCCGGACAACGUUUGCCCGUUGGGCAGGUUUCAGAGGACUGAUACGAGUUACUUGGACUCAACUGACAGUUUUGAGUCCUUGGAUGAAGCCCAUAAACUUCCCUACAGCGUCAAUGCCUAUAGAUCAAUCAGGGUGAAGGAGAUGGAGCGCCCCCAUGUGAAGCAGGUCAUCGUGAGAAAGGAAGAUGUUUCCAACAGAGCAGAAGAGCCAAGAGGAACUGUUCAUUUUAAUAUCAAACAGAAGAUGAAGGUUCUGACCAAUGAAAUAAAUCUACAGCAGACAGUCAUUCAUCAGGCCAGUCAGGCCUUAAACUGCUGCACAGACGAAGAGCAUGGAAAAGGUUCCCAGGUUGAGGCUGAGGCAGAAAGACUGCUGCUGGUUGCAAUGGAAAGAAGAGAGGCCCUAAAAGCAGAGCUGGACCAAUUGAGAGCAGGCGGACCAGGUCAGAAGAAAGCCCCUGCUGCCACUGAAUCCGCAGGCAUGUUGGCAUCCAAGGGCUCCAUUACCCUGCAGGAGCUACGCUUGCCUCUCAAGGCAGACUUUGUUUGCUCCACUGCCAACAAGCCAGACGGAACAAAGCACUCUUUCUUCAUCAUUAUUCGCUCCGGGGCGGAGAAUACUGUCGCCACUCCAUUGGCCACCACACACCGGGGCCUCAGUGGUGACACACUGACUUUCCCCACCAAGUUUACCUUGUCUGAUAUCAGUAGUGAUUUUGGAAUCAACAUUGAGGUGUAUUGUCUGGUUCAGAAACGUGAGAUCUGCACUGAUAAGAAGAGAAAGCCAAACAAAUCAAAGACCAUCUGGAGACGAGCUCACGAAGCACAUGAUUUGUGUAUGUCGGCUAUCACUCCAAAGAGAUUCCUUGGCAUCACACAGAAAAGUGGACAGACUCCAGUUGUGGCCAGUCCUGGGGGGCCUAAUGCGGUUCGCACCAGUAACUUUGUCCUGGUCGGCUCACACAAGCUCACCUUGUCUUCCAUUGGAAAGACCAAGUUUCCCCUGGAAAAGAUCAAAAUUGAAGGAUUUGAAAGAGAGCUACUCAGUGACAUGUUUCAUACCAAGGUGCCGUUUCUGUGUCCACUAGAGGGCCACGUCUACCUCAAGAUGCAGUGUGAAGUCGGCUCCAAGGUGGAAGAGAAGGGCUUCCUGACAAUGUUUGAAGAUGUCAGUGGAUUUGGAGCCUGGCACAGACGGUGGUGUGUCUUAUCUGGGUACUGCAUCUCUUACUGGACCUACCCAGACGAUGAGAGGAGAAAGAGUCCCAUCGGUCGCAUCAACCUGGCAAACUGCACCAGUAAGAAAGUCGAGCCAGUCAAUCGGGAGUUCUGUGCCCGACCGAACACAUUCGAGCUCAUUACCGUCAGACCGCAGCGUGAGGAUGACAAAGAGACGCUAGUUAGCCAGUGCAGAGACACCAUGUGCGUUACCAAAAACUGGCUGAGUGCAGACACUAAGGACGAGAGGAAUCUGUGGAUGAGGAAACUAAACCAGAUCUUGGUGGAUCUGCGGAUGUGGCAACCGGACACCUGUUACAGGCCUCAGUAACUACUGCACAUUGUCAAAAGAAGCCCUCACUCUUCGACCACAUGUUUUUAGUGAAACAUGCAAUCAAGAAGUGCAAUACAAUAUGAGAUUUAUAGACUAUAAGACGUGCACUCUCGGAAAAGUACAACAAAAGGCCUAAAUAAAGCCAUAAAGCCAUAGAUUUAAACAUUUCAGGACAGUAUUUUUUUUUUGUUUUGUUUACUGUAGCUAAGAUUUUACUCAUUUCCAGGCAUAUCUGGUACUUGGUUUUAAGUUGUUUGUUUUUUUUUUUUAAGUUAUGUUUUUAUACUAAUGCAAAUAAUAGUGUGGGGGGAUGCACAAAGUUAUGGCUUCACUACUGUGUGAUGAAUUUUAAAUGAAGAUUAUUAUUCAGUUUACGCACCACAGCUUUAACACUGGGGGACGUCCGAUAUGAACCUUUUGCCGAUAUUGGCCAAACGCUUAACUUCCGAUUACGACAUCAACCGAUACCGAUAUAUGCAGCCCCAGAGGACACAUGUCAUUGUGUUGCAGUGGUGUGCUCUCACAAUGACAAUACUGUGCACGAUACAAAUAGUAGCUUCACUUUCACCUCCAAAUUAUUUUUAGGUCACAUCAUCUGGGCGAAAGACGUUUGCAUUGCGUUAUCAGGUUUUCAUUAUCGGAGGAAAAACCGAUAAUGUUUCUUACCAGUAUUACAUAAUGAAGCUAAUAUUGGUUGGAUAUAAUCGGUUGGCCGAUAUUAUCGGACAUCCCUACUUAUUGAUCUUUAUUUUAUACUGCAUGACAAAACAGGACAAUGGUGAUACCCUUGCUAAGAGUUUACUAUAUACAUUAUAUAUAUAUAUAUUUGCCUUCAUGAUGUAAUCACAGGAGUUUUUUUUUUUGGGUAACUUUACUUCCUCCUCCUCCGUGUUUCAUAUCUGUUCAUAUUCCAAUGGGUUUUUUUUUUCCUUUUCUUCUGUUUUUACCUCCGUCAGUGUGUGUGUGUCUGGGUUUCUAAAUGUUUAAAUGUACGAAGUGAAAUGUUAACCUGGUUGUGAGGUCUGUUGCAUACUCUGUUUUGAGCAAAAAAACGAUGGACGGAAAUGUUGCUAACUGAUACUUCAUUGAGACAAUUUAUUAAACAACCGUAAUCACAUAUUUAAAAAUUUGAAUCCUUUUUUUAUAUAUUUUAUAUAUAUAUAUAUAAUUUUAAGAUAUGGCACUAGUUUAAAAAAAAAUAGACAUAUAAUUACCUGGUUUAGGAGGCACUUUUGGUUGACCUCCGUGGCUUUACUUAACUAAGAAAUGACAGACAUUUUCGACAUAAAUGUGAUUUAUUGUAUGGCUCCAGAAGAGUAUGUCACAGACCUGACGUUGACUUAACAGGUGAAUAAAGAAUUUAUUUUGCAUGUGCUUCAGUAGAUAUACCCAUUCUGGUGAUCAGCAAAGAUUUGUUUGGGGGGUGUAUUGUUUACCUACUUAUUCUUCGUCAUGAUUAGGAAAUUAGUAAACUAAUUUUGGUUACGUGGAGUCUUCAGUUAGCCAUUUGUGUGGAUCAUUGGGACUUCAAUAAAUACCUUCUUUGACCAGCA
This is a messenger RNA of Cynoglossus semilaevis (tongue sole), 5308 nucleotides long. It is a transcript of the gene anln, whose product is annotated as anillin, actin binding protein. Bases 177 to 3752 code for a protein of 1191 amino acids. The transcript is spliced from 25 exons. Lineage: Eukaryota; Metazoa; Chordata; Actinopteri; Pleuronectiformes; Cynoglossidae. Gene Ontology annotation, biological process: actomyosin contractile ring assembly; septin ring organization; mitotic cytokinesis. The record is from RefSeq and is a predicted model, not a curated record. Gene Ontology annotation, cellular component: actomyosin contractile ring.